This is a messenger RNA of Pyricularia oryzae 70-15, 819 nucleotides long. RefSeq names its product endonuclease/exonuclease/phosphatase. The record is from RefSeq and is a predicted model, not a curated record. Bases 1 to 819 code for a protein of 272 amino acids. Gene Ontology annotation, molecular function: 3'-5'-RNA exonuclease activity. The transcript is spliced from 2 exons. NCBI's taxonomy places the organism in Eukaryota, Fungi, Ascomycota, Sordariomycetes, Magnaporthales, Pyriculariaceae.
AUGGUCCUCGUAACCAUGCAGCCCUCUCCCCGGCUCCCAGCCGAGCGCCGCAGUCACCUCUUCUCCCAGCUGACCUUUACGACCGCGGGACGCGACACCGCCCUGGUGUGCCUGCAAGAAGUCCUGCACGCGCAGCUGCUCGACGUCGCGGCGGCGCUGGGCCCGUCGUGGGCGCACGUCGGCGUGGGCCGCGACGACGGCGCCACAAAGGGCGAGCACUCGCCCGUUUUUUACCGCCGGGACGUCUGGCGCGCCGAGCGGACCCAGACCUACUGGCUGAGCAAGACCCCGUCGGAGCCGAGCAGAGGCUGGGACGCCGCGCUCCCGCGGGUCGUGACGGCCGUGCGGCUCCGGCAUAAAGCCGCGGGGACGGCCGUCGUCGUCAUGAGCACCCACCUGGAUCACCGGGGCGAGGUGGCGCGGAGGGAGAGCGCAGGCGUUCUGCUCGCGGUGGCGGAGGAGUGGGGCACCGACGACGACGGGCAGAGGUUGCCCGUGUUUCUGGGUGGUGAUUUCAACAGUGCGCCCGGGGAGGGCGCCUACGAGGGCAUCACCAAGCCCGGGGAGGGGGCUGGGAUGCGGGACAUCUCGACCGUGAUCCCGGAGGACAAGAGAUAUGGGUACAAAGAUGUCACGUAUACCUCCUUUGGGGAGCCGAACGAAACGCCCAAGAGGAUCGAUUUUCUUUUUGUCAAGGAUGACGCGGCCCAGGUCAAGUUUGUCACGUUUGGGGUCUUGUCAAACAGGUUUGACGACAAGAUUUUCCUGUCAGAUCACCGGGCGGUGGUGGCUGAUGUAGAGAUUCCAGUUGAGGCUUGA